UCGCCCCGUACCAAGAUGGCGGCGGAGGCGGCUGCCGGCAAGUACAGGAGCACUGUCAGCAAGAGCAAAGACCCGUCGGGGCUGCUCAUCUCGGUGAUCAGAACCCUGUCGACCAGUGAUGAUGUUGAAGACAGAGAAAAUGAAAAGGGUCGUCUUGAAGAAGCCUAUGAGAAAUGUGACCGUGACCUGGAUGAACUGAUUGUACAGCACUACACGGAAUUGACGACGGCCAUUCGCACAUACCAGAGCAUCACAGAGCGUAUCACCAACUCCCGAAAUAAAAUCAAGCAGGUGAAAGAGAAUCUGCUUUCGUGCAAGAUGUUGCUGCAUUGCAAACGGGAUGAGCUUCGGAAGCUGUGGAUCGAAGGCGUUGAGCACAAGCAUGUCCUGAACCUGCUGGAUGAAAUUGAGAACAUCAAGCAAGUGCCUCAAAAGCUGGAGCAGUGCAUGGCGAACAAGCACUACCUCAGUACCACCGAUAUGCUGGUGUCCGCAGUUGAGUCUUUGGAGGGCCCCUUGCUGCAGGUGGAAGGACUGAGUGACCUCAGGCUGGAGCUCCACAGCAAGAAGAUGAACCUGCACCUGGUGCUCAUCGAUGAGCUGCACCGGCACCUGUACAUCAGAUCCACCAGCCGCGUGGUGCAGCUCGGCAAGGACAAGGGCAGGACGAGCCUUGGCAAAGAUGCGUCUCCAGUUCCUCUGCUCGAUGUGACCAACCUCCCGACUCCUCGCAAGUUCCUCGACGUCGCUCAGUAUUCCGCUGCGGGGAGCUCCGGAGCCAAGGACAUAAACCUGCAGGACAUUAAGGAAGAUUUAGAACUGGAUCCAGAGGAGAACAGCACCCUUUUCAUGGGCGUCCUUAUCAAGGGACUGGCCAAACUGAAGAAGGUUCCAGAGACAGUCAAGGCAAUCAAGGAGCGCUUGGAGCAGGAGCUCAAGCAAAUCGUGAAGAGGUCGACAACCCAAGUGGCAGACAGUGGCUAUCAGAGAGGAGAGAGCCUCCCUGUGGAAAACCAGCCAAGGUUGUUGCUGGAGCUGCUGGAGCUGCUGUUUGAUAAGUUCAGUGCUGUGGCCUCUGCGCAUGCGGUGGUCCUGGGCUACCUGCAGGACGCCGUCAGGACACCAGUGACUCAGCAGGAAGACGUGAAGCUGUACGACAUGGCAGAUGUGUGGGUGAAGAUCCAGGAUGUCCUGCAGAUGCUGUUGACAGAGUAUUUGGAUAUGAAAAAUACUCGCACUGCCUCGGAACCAUCAGCCCAGCUGAGCUAUGCCAGUACUGGACGAGAACUUGCCUCCUUUUUUGCCAAGAAGAAACCUCAAAGGCCAAAAAAUUCUCUUUUCAAGUUUGAGUCGUCCUCCCACGCCAUCAGCAUGAGCGCCUACUUGCGAGAACAGAGGAGGGAGCUGUACAGUCGGAGUGGAGAACUUCAAGGGGGUCCUGAUGACAACCUAAUUGAAGGUGGAGGAACCAAAUUUGUCUGCAAACCAGGAGCCAGAAACAUUACCGUUAUAUUCCAUCCAUUACUAAGAUUCAUUCAGGAGAUUGAGCAUGCCCUUGAACUUGGCCCAGCUAAGCAGUGUCCUCUUCGAGAGUUUCUCACCGUGUAUAUCAAGGACAUCUUCCUCAAUCAGGUCCUAACUGAAAUCAACAAGGAGAUUGAAGGAGUCACAAAAACCUCAGACCCUUUGAAGAUCCUCGCGAAUGCUGACACCAUGAAGGCCCUGGGAGUGCAGCGGCCUCUGCUGCAGAGCACAAUCAUUGUGGAAAAAACGGUGCAAGACCUCAUGGAUCUGAUGCAUGAUUUGAGCGCAUAUUCGGAUCAGUUCCUCAGCAUGGUGUGUGUGAAACUCCAGGAGUACAAGGACACCUGCUCAGCGGCUUACAGAGGCAUUGUUCAGUCUGAGGAAAAGCUGGUCAUCAGUGCAUCUUGGGCAAAGGAUGAUGACAUCAGCAGGCUCUUGAAAUCGCUGCCAAAUUGGAUUAAUAUGGCUCAACCCAAACAGCUGAGGCCAAGGAGAGAGGAGGAGGAAGACUUCGUCAGGGCAGCCUUUGGCAAGGAGUCUGAAGUUCUGAUUGGAAACCUGGGAGAUAAACUCAUCCCCGCUCAAGACAUCCUCCGUGACGUCAGUGACCUCAAAGCCUUGGCCAAUAUGCACGAAAGCCUGGAGUGGCUGGCAGGCCGAACCAAGUCCGCUUUCUCCAAUCUUUCUGCAUCCCAGACGCUUUCCCCAGCUCAGGAGAGCCACGUGCACAUGGACCUCCCACCGGUGUCGGAGCAGAUCCUGCGGACGCUGAGCGAACUCGCCAGAGCCUUCCAGGAGAUGGCCGACCGCUGCUUGCUGGUCCUGCACCUGGAAGUGAGGGUUCACUGUUUCCACUCUCUCAUCCCUCUGGCAAAGGAGGGCAACUACGCCAUCGUCGCCAACGUGGAAAGCAUGGACUACGACCCCCUGGUGGUCAGACUCAACAAGGACAUCAGCGCCAUCGAGGAGGCCAUGAGCGCCAGUCUGCAGCAGCACAAAUUCCAGUAUAUCUUUGAAGGCCUGGGACACCUGAUCUCCUGCAUCCUCAUCAAUGGUGCCCAGUAUUUCCGGCGCAUCAGUGAAUCUGGCAUCAAGAAAAUGUGCAGGAACAUCUUUGUUCUUCAGCAGAAUCUGACCAACAUCACCAUGUCGCGGGAGGCCGACUUGGACUUUGCAAGGCAGUACUACGAGAUGCUGUACAACACGGCCGACGAGCUGCUGAACCUGGUGGUGGACCAGGGUGUGAAGUACACGGAGCUCGAGUACACCCACGCACUGACCCUGUUGCACCGCAGCCAGACGGGAGUGGGUGACCAGACAACCCAGAACACGCGGCUGCAGCGGCUCAAGGAGAUCAUCUGUGAGCAGGCUGCCAUCAAGCAAGCCACCAAGGGCAAGAAAAUCACCACAGUCUAACCAAGCACAUGGCAGCGCAGGUAGACAGCUGGGCCUUCCUGCUUGCUCCGUCAGACCCAAUCGUUUUCCAAGCUUGUUGGGCAUAGUCUGAGCUGAUUUAAUUUUCUCUCUGCUGAUGAGGAGAAGACAUAAGGAUGUUUCCCCUUUUAGUUUGGGAACCCUAAAGGAUGUGUUGAUCUAACAGCUGCUUCUAGAGAAUUAGAGCAAGACAAGGAGGAGGGCUGUGUCCAGUUGGUGGA
Messenger RNA from Ochotona princeps (American pika), 3179 nucleotides. It is a transcript of the gene EXOC4, whose product is annotated as exocyst complex component 4. Gene Ontology annotation, cellular component: growth cone membrane; exocyst; synapse. The coding region runs from base 16 to 2940 and encodes 974 amino acids. Gene Ontology annotation, biological process: chemical synaptic transmission; Golgi to plasma membrane transport; exocytosis. Lineage: Eukaryota; Metazoa; Chordata; Mammalia; Lagomorpha; Ochotonidae. The transcript has 18 exons. The record is from RefSeq and is a predicted model, not a curated record.